Messenger RNA from Lactuca virosa, 991 nucleotides. The record is from the annotation of a GenBank genome assembly. NCBI's taxonomy places the organism in Eukaryota, Viridiplantae, Streptophyta, Magnoliopsida, Asterales, Asteraceae.
AAGCGUCUUUUGGUUUAAUAACUUUAUAAAGUUCCCUCGGUUCUUCAAUCUUCACUCUUCCGAGUUUCGAUUCAUAUUCCAUCGGCUCUUAAAGCUCCAUCUACGAUUAUAAAUUUGAGUAAUUGCAGCGCAGAUUGUUGUUCCUUGUUAUCGAUCAAACCCUAAUUUGAGCACAAACACUGUAGAGCACAUCGACCGACUUAGCUCUUCAGAAAUCAGAAGUCAGAACAUAGCGACUGGCCGAUUCCUUCAUCACAAGUUCACGGUAUCGAUCAUAGCGACUGGGCGAUUUCUUUUGUUCUUCAUCAAUCAUCACGAUAAUAUAGAACCAUAUUUAUUAGCAGAACCUGCUGUAGUUAUGAAGAAGGCAAAGCUCGAUUCAACAAUAGAACCUGCUGUAGUUGUGGCUCCACAGGAUGUUGACCUUGAAGAAGAUGACAUUGAUGUGGUUGAUGUAGAUGUUAAAAUAGAAGGUGAAGAGAACGAUGGUCGAAGGUAUGGAGGUUUUUUGAAAGACUUCCAAUUGGUAAUGAUGGGAGGCAAAGGGCAAAAUGUAAGAGAUGCUCAAAAAGAUACAUCUGUGAAACAAAAAAUGGAACAUGAAGCUUGCCAGGUUGUGGAUGAGAAGAAAAGUGACAUGGUGUUUAGUAAAAGCACGAAAGAGAUGUUAAAGGAGUUCACAACUUAUGAGAGUACAAAUUUUGUUUUGUCUCAAAAAUCACAGUUGGAGAUGUACUUAGAUGAGCCAAGAAGUGACAUAGAUGAGGAUUUAGAUGUUCUAUCUUUUUGGAAAGCACAUAAAUAUCGUUAUCCGGAGCCUGCUUCUAUGGCUCGGGAUAUUUUAAGCAUCCCGCAUGACAUUGUUGAGGCUAUAAUUUGUACCAAAGAUUGGUUGUUUGCAACUAAAGGUGAUGAAGAGUUAUCUUUAGAAGAACUUACCGAUGAUGUCAUGCAAAUGGAUAACAAGUAUACACAAGUUGAGGACGUUUAG